AACGAAACGCCACUUUUGUCGUAACUGACAGUUCAGUAUAAUUCUGUAUAACCUCCAACAACGAAGUGUAAUUUUGUGACGAUUAAAGUGCGUUUGCUAGUGAACGUUCUUAAUUUUUAAUAAAACAAUAAAUUAAUUUAUAUUAAAUAUUUGGUGCGUAUUGGAAAUGUAUUGAGUAAUCCUAGUGCUUCUAAUUUAAGGGGUGUGCGGUUAAUUAUCAUGUAAAUAUAUUCAGCUAAUUGAAUAUAACCAUUUGCCGAAGAAUAUGGUGGCGUGGAGAAAGUGUAGCAAUGGCGGUUCGCAUGCCUGAAAAUGGAAAGAAUUGCUUGGACAGUAUAAAUAGAAAUAAAUCCAAAAGCAUUAUAAUGUUUAAGUGUUGGGCCCUGAUAUCCGAAUUUAGACUAAAAGAAAGGUCACUGAGAUUAUUGUGAUAGGCGUCCGCAUAACAUAGGCCGGGGGGAUUUAGUACAGUCGCCGUGACGAGAAUAGAAAAUCGGCGCGUAAGUUUUUUAGGUUUAUAAAGGGUCACGUUCUAUGGGCGAUGCCAGACUUAACGCAAUAUUGUGAAAUUUUUUGGUGUUUUCGUUAAAAAAAAAAUAGCGUUAGCGAAUUUGUUUACAUACAAGAAUACUAAAAAUAGAAAUUUUGUAUAUUGAGAUUUAUGUAAGAGCUAUGUAGUUCGGCGCGUCCAAAUAUUACAUUAGUAAUUUUUUACUUAAAGUAAUAUUAACAACAAUAAAAAGAUUUUGUAAGUUUGUAAUUGUCAGUAGAAAAUCUCCGCUCGUUUUAAAAUAUAUAUGAAUUUAUAUAUAUGUAUAUCUGUGUAUAACGAGCUAAGCACAAUUCUACAUACCACGGAUCGCUGAAUUCGUUUAAUUGGCAACUCUAAUUACAAACUUUAGAUAUAUGACUAUUACAUAGCCCCAUAGCACCGGCAAAAUAAUUUGUGUACAAAUAGACCAAUGCUUAAACUUGAAUAUUACCAAACAUAUAUACAAUACAUCUGUGCGUGCUUGUAUUGAUUAUCAAAUUUUAGAUUGCAGAUCGAAAAUUGUAAACGAUGGCUACUAAAUCAAAACGCGCCGGAACAGCCACGCCCCAACCGCAGCCAGGUGGAACAUCAACACCAAUAAUUCCUGGUGGUAAUCGGUCUGCCAGCCCUUUAAGUCCUACGCGACAUUCGCGUCUACAAGAAAAGGCUGAGUUGCAGAAUCUUAAUGAUCGUUUGGCCUGCUACAUUGAUCGUGUACGUAAUUUGGAAAAUGAAAAUGCACGCCUCUCGAUUGAGGUGCAAACGACGCGUGACACUGUCACUCGUGAGGCUACCAAUAUUAAAUCGAUGUAUGAAAACGAAUUGAGUGAUGCGAGACGAUUACUGGAUGAAACUGCACGCGAAAAGGCUAAAUUGGAAAUCGAUACUAAGCGUUUGUGGGAUGAGAAUGAGGAGCUUAAGGCUAAAUUAGAUAAGAAAACAAAAGAUUGUACUUUCGCUGAAGGAAAUGCCCGCAUGUAUGAGUCACGCGCUGCUGAUUUGAGCAAUAAGUAUAGUGCCGCUAAUGCAGAUCGCAAAAAGGCUGUCGAUGAAUUGAAUGAGGCUAACAAAGAGCUGGAACGUUUGCGCAAACAAUUAGAGGAAGCCCGUAAACUCUUGGAAGAAGAGACAUUGGCGCGCGUCGAUCUCGAGAAUAAUGUACAAAGUCUACGUGAAGAGUUGACAUUCAAAGAUCAGAUACACAUACAGGAAAUUAAUGAAACACGCAGUCGCCGCCAGGUGGAAAUAAGCGAAAUUGACGGACGUUUGGUCGAACAAUACGAAGCCAAAUUGCAACAAUCGUUACAAGAAUUGCGUGAACAAUAUGAAGGUCAAAUGCGCGCUAAUCGUGAAGAGAUCGAGCUCUUGUACGAACAAAAAAUGAAGAAUCUACAAUCGGCAGCCAAUCGCAACUCGAAUGCUGCUGCAAACGCUAUCGAAGAAUUGCGCACAAUACGUACACGCAUCGAUGCGCUCAACUCACGCAUCGGCGAAUUAGAGUCGACCAAUGCUGCGCUAACGGCACGCAUACGCGAGCUAGAGCAAUUGCUGGAUCGCGAACGUGCACGUCACAAUGCGGAUAUAUCGAACUUGGAGGCGGAAUUACAACGCUUGCGCGAUGAAAUGGCACAACAAUUGCAGGAGUACCAAGAUUUAAUGGACAUUAAGGUUUCGCUAGAUUUGGAAAUUGCCGCUUACGACAAAUUGCUGUGUGGCGAAGAGUCACGUCUCAACAUCACACCACAUUCGUCCACUGCAUCCGGUUCGUUUAGUCAAAGUUUACGUGGCACACGUGCCACUCCCAUACGCAAGACACCAUCACGUGGCGCUUCAACGGUGCCGCUGAAAAGAAAACGCACCAUCGUCGAUGAGUCCGAGGAUCUGAGUCAAUCUGAAUAUUUUGUGACUGGUAGCGCCAAAGGCGAAAUUGAAAUUUCCGAAGUCGAUGCGGAGGGUAAAUACGUGAAAUUGCACAAUAAAGGUAAUAAGGAGAUACAAAUCGGCGGUUGGCAACUGAUACGUACCGCCGGCAGUAAUGAAACCGCUUUCAAGUUUCAUCGUACCGUCAAAGUGGAAGCCGGUGCCGUGAUAACUGUAUGGUCUUCCGAUGCUGGCGCGUCGCACGAACCACCAGCAAAUAUUGUGAUGAAAACACAAAAAUGGUUCGUGGGCGACAAUAUGAAGACAUCACUCUUCAAUGGUGAGGGUGAGGAAGUGGCCGGUUCAGAACGUGUAAAACGCACAAUUGUGAAGCACGCAUCGCGUCAUCGCUCCUAUGGCAGCCGUUUGGGCGUAUCAACAGUAGAUGGUGUCGGCAAUGAAGAACUAUAUCAUCAGCAAGGCGAUCCGCAGCAGGGAGAUGAAAAGUGUCGUUUAAUGUAAACAUGUAGGUGUGCAGAACAAAUUAACUCCUAAUAUAUAAAAUUACUACAAAAGAUUACUAUAUAUAUAUAUAUUUUUAAUGUUCUUUAACUGGUUGAAAAACAUUUCAAAAGUAAAAGCUUGAAGCGAGCGCAGACCAAGAAUUUCACAAAACAACAAUAAUAACAAUCACAGCAAUGUCUAACCCAAAAACUCCUGCAGCAGGGUACACAAGUACAUUCAUAUACAAUUAAAUUCGCACACACACACUUCCAUACAUGCAGUCACGCGUGUCAUUUGUGCUGACGCUAUAAACAUUUCACUGCUUGCCAUCAUUCUUAUGUUUGGAAUUUUCAAAUGUAGCUGACGUUUCUUAAUUUCUCUCAUAACUACAUACAUAUAUUACUAUUUGUUUUUUACAUUAUGCUAUAGUGUCGCCAGCAUCUAGGUCCUAGUUUAAUUGCACUAAUUAUAAUACAUUUUUUUUUUUUUAUAUACAUACAUACAUAUAUCUGAAUGACAGUUAAGUAUUGUGGCACUAAUUCUAAACAAUUAAAGGCUUGAAAAAGACAACAACAAAAACAUGCACUGUGUUUUAAGAGAAAGCAAAAACAUUUUUAUAUUUUCCAUAUCUGUUAUGUGUGUGUGUGUGUAUUAGCGUUCACAAUAAUUCGAACUGAAUCAUAACAUCAAUCAAAGAGUACAAGGAAAGCGCACAUGCUUUUCUGCCAUAAUUACUAACAGUAUAAAUUUAGUUUUUUUCUUGCUUUAAAAAUGUACAAAUUUAUGGUUAUAGUUUCUGGUAAUUUGGAACUUUGAGGUACAAAUAAAAAUAGACACACAAAACAAAAAAAGACUCGAAAAUUUCGCAACUAACAGUGUAAUACACGUUUCUUUUUUUUGAUGAAAGAGACAAAAAAAAUAAGUGCACAUUUUUAUUAUAAAAAUCUAGAAGAAAAUUUUGAAAGAUAUAUUAUAUUUGUAGGUUGAAAUGGUAAAAAAAAAUACAAUAAGGCGGAAGCUAAAAGAAAUAUUUUAAUGGCGUCUUAUAUGUGUAGCAUUUGUGAAAUUUAUAGCGCUUAAGCUACUUUUCCGGACUUUGUUGCUAUGCAUAUUAGUCAACAUUGACUUAGAAGAAAACAUAACUAUUUUUA
Messenger RNA from Bactrocera oleae (olive fruit fly), 4047 nucleotides. RefSeq names its product Lamin (gene Lam). Lineage: Eukaryota; Metazoa; Arthropoda; Insecta; Diptera; Tephritidae. Gene Ontology annotation, molecular function: structural constituent of cytoskeleton. Gene Ontology annotation, cellular component: nuclear lamina; nuclear envelope. The record is from RefSeq and is a predicted model, not a curated record. Gene Ontology annotation, biological process: protein localization to nuclear envelope; nuclear envelope organization; heterochromatin formation.